Aspergillus bombycis is the source of this 354-nucleotide messenger RNA. RefSeq lists its product as uncharacterized. The coding region runs from base 1 to 354 and encodes 117 amino acids. The record is from RefSeq and is a predicted model, not a curated record. The transcript has 3 exons. NCBI's taxonomy places the organism in Eukaryota, Fungi, Ascomycota, Eurotiomycetes, Eurotiales, Aspergillaceae.
AUGCCGACGCUCUCGGGUAUUUACACCUCAUUCACAGGCCAAACAUUGGCCAUAGAUGAACAUGGUCAUCUCAGUAUCAUCCAGAACGACAAGCAGAAGACUAUACUGCGUGCAGAUGCAGAGUUCUGGCUAUGUGAGGAUGAUGGGGUCAGUACUCUGCUUAAAAUCGGGAAGUUUGGGACUCCCAAGAAGGUUACUCUGCACUUCCAGGACAAGGAUUACCACAUCUGGGUGGAACCACGCGGCUUUAGUGAUGGUGCUUACGAGGCAUGUAAAGCGAACCUAAGUUGCAUACUUUAUUUCAUGGAAUCGCUUUUUCCUGUCGAGAUUGAGUGCACAGCUGACUGGGGGUGA